UUUAGCGAGUUGCAACAUUCGUUUUUAUAAUAAAAUUGUUAACAGUUUCUUGAAUGUUUUUAAUAUAGAUAUAUUAUCUAAUUAAUUCGUAUUUCGUCGGAAACGAACUCAUUUGAGUUAAAUACACAGUGAGAUCCUGGAAAACAAAAUAAAACUUAAAUAACAAUGGUGCAACCAACGUCAAAAGUUUUGGAUAAGGAAUCUUUGAAGAAUGUUCACAUCAACAAAUCUAAUGUCGAUGCUCAAAUUAAAUAUAUACUGGAUAACAACCGAGUGUCUUCCAUCAACAGCAACAACUGGGUUCUUAAAGCCAUUUCUGUAAUAGACCUGACCACACUAGCUGGUGAUGAUACAAGGUCUAAUGUGUUUAGGCUUUGCACUAAGGCAGCAAAUCCUAUACCACCAAACAUACUUGAAAAGCUGGCACUGAAAGAAAAUAUAAGAACUGCGGCAGUAUGCGUUUACCCAAACAGAGUCAAGGAUGCUUAUGAAGCUAUCAAACUCAUGAAUCUUACUAAAGAAAUUAAUAUUGCCUCAGUGGCCACCGGUUUUCCUUCCGGGCUGUACCCAUUGGAGACUCGACUACAAGAGAUCAAGUUUGCAGUUAAUAAUGGAGCUACAGAAAUUGAUGUGGUACUAGACCGCAGUUUAGUGCUAACGGGACAAUGGGAUGCAUUGUUCAAUGAGGUCCAACAGAUGAGAAAGGCUUGUGGUGACUCUCACCUGAAGGUGAUACUUGGAGUUGGAGAACUAGGAUCAUAUGAUAAUAUUUACAAAGCAUCAAUGAUCUCUAUGAUGGCUGGAGCAGAUUUCAUUAAGACAUCAACUGGGAAAGAAGCAGUUAAUGCUACUUUACCAAUAGGCCUUGUCAUGUGCAGGGCUAUAAGGAAAUAUUAUCAGAUGACUGGUGUCAGGAUUGGAUUAAAGCCUGCUGGAGGCAUAAAGACCACAAAAGACGCCAUCAACUGGCUGGUCCUUGUGUACACAGAGCUAGGACCAGAGUGGCUGACACCAAAACUUUUCCGUAUUGGAGCUUCUAGUCUACUCGACGAACUUGUGGAAAAUAUAUCUAUCGCUUAAUAUACCUACUGUUAAGUAGCCAAAGCUAAAGCCUAAAUGAAGCCAAAAAUCUAUUUUUGUAAAUGUUUAAAACUAAAUUUAUAUGUAUAGUAUAUAUUAUGUAGAAAUAUUUUUUAUAAUUUAUUGGUGCCAUUUUAAGAGAAAAAUGUUUUGAUAAUUUUAUAUUUUGUAUAUUUUUGUGGUUGUACAUUCCUCGUUACUGUAAAGCGUUAAGAUAUUGUAUCAAAUAAAAUACAUUUAUACUU
Trichoplusia ni (cabbage looper) is the source of this 1325-nucleotide messenger RNA. RefSeq names its product deoxyribose-phosphate aldolase (gene Dera). Gene Ontology annotation, biological process: deoxyribonucleotide catabolic process; carbohydrate catabolic process. Bases 166 to 1080 code for a protein of 304 amino acids. The transcript is spliced from 6 exons. Gene Ontology annotation, molecular function: deoxyribose-phosphate aldolase activity. The record is from RefSeq and is a predicted model, not a curated record. Lineage: Eukaryota; Metazoa; Arthropoda; Insecta; Lepidoptera; Noctuidae. Gene Ontology annotation, cellular component: cytoplasm.